CAUCCAGCGUGCAGGAAGAAGGUGUCUCACAUCUCACCAUCCAGCGUGCAGGAAGAAGGUGUCUCACCAUCCAGCGUGCAGGAAGAAGGUGUCUCACCAUCCAGCAUAGGAAGAAGGUGUCUCACCAUCCAGCGUGCAGGAAGAAGGUGUCUCACCAUCCAGCGUGCAGGAAGAAGGUGUCUCACAAUCCAGCGUGCAGGAAGAAGGUGUCUCACCAUCCAGCGUGCAGGAUGUCACAGACAUGCUCACCUGCGUCUGUGGCCAUGAUCAACACCUACCAGAGCAGCUUUGGAAAACCACCACCACCACCACCACCGCUGCCUCCACGCCAACAUGGUGGUCCUCAGCCGGUGGUCUUCAUGCAGCCAGCAGCCAGCAAGAACCUGACCUGGUUCUUGGUUUCUGUGAUGAUCCUGCAGGUCCUGCUCACACUGGGAGGCUUCGUGUUCCUCUACCACACGCAGAGGCGUCCAUCACCUGAAGGAAAAGCUGAUUUUCAGUCAUCAGAGAACCUGCACGGUUCCUCCAGAACGUUGGCCCGCAUGACGGUGGAGAAACCAUCUGAGCCUGCACUCAGAAGAUCAGGUUACCUGCAGUGGGACCUGAAGCACUCUGAGAGGAGGAACGUCAACUACUUCUACGGCAGCAGCUGGUUGACCAUCCUGCAGCCCGGGGACUACUUGGUGGUGUCCAGGGUGACCUUCUCCAGGCGAGACCCUCACACGCCCCUGGCCAGCUCCGUCAAGCUGAGGCGUGGUGGUGGUGGUGGUGGUGGUGGUGAGGAGGAGGAGGCGAAGGACACGGUGGCCAUGCGGGCGUACUGCAGCCUGGCUGGGAGCGGGUCUGACCCCCAGAUGUGCACCACCUCCCAGGUGGAGGUGAUGUCCCUGAGGAGGGGGGAGCAGCUCAGCGUGUGGGUGGAGGACUUGUCCCUGGUGGACUACACCCGCACCGCCACCACCUUUGCUGUCUACAAACUUUGACUUUCAACAACUUCUUAUUUAUUUCUCUCUAUUUAAUUUAUUCAUUUCAUUUGUCAACUAAUUGUUGCCUUGUAAGGAACAUUUUUAUUAAUAUUGAAAC
This is a messenger RNA of Nerophis lumbriciformis (worm pipefish), 1083 nucleotides long. The record is from RefSeq and is a predicted model, not a curated record. Lineage: Eukaryota; Metazoa; Chordata; Actinopteri; Syngnathiformes; Syngnathidae.